GAAGAAGAUUACAGUAGAUUACGCUGGUCCUGACAUACAAUUUGGACGUUGAGCUAACGUACCAACCUACAUUCACUAUGAAAAAAUUUCUGGAUGAUAUCAAGAAAGAUGUCAAAUUUAAAACAGCUGGACCUGGGAAGAAACUUACCGAAGACAGCAGCUCUAGACCCCACGUGGUGCAGAGCAGUUCCAAGCAGCAGCAGCACCGUUCACGGCCCACCGAGGGGGCACAGAGAGCUGGAGCUGCAGCGCUGGCCAGAAUAGAUCAACACCAGAAGCCAAAGGGAUACACAUCGCAGGAUGUCAUUCGAAAUCAGGUCAAGCGAGAGUUGGAGGCAGAGGCAGAGGCUACAGCAGCUACUCAUGAGAGCUGUACAGUUCCAGUCAAAGAUGCUGUCUCUCAUUCUGUUCCUGGGAUUUAUUUCACAUGCCCUCUCACUGGGUCCAUGCUAACCAAGAUCGAAAGAGAGCCUUGCAUUAAAGAAGCUAUUCUCAUGAAAUUCGCAGAGGAUCCAGUUGAAGCUUCCAUCAUGAUGAUUCACACUUUCAACAAAGACCAGGAGAAGGUCAAAGGAGCCGUGGACAUCAUCAGCAAGUACAUUGACAACAUCUGUAAGAAUCCUACAGAGGAGAAAUACAGGAAGAUCAAAGUUAGCAACAAGAUCUUUCAGGAGAGAGUUAGCUGUGUAGAGGGUUGUCUGGAGUACCUCCAGGCAUUGGGCUUUGAGAGAACCAUGCUACCAAUAGAUGGACAAGACGACGGUGAGGAGUUCCUGCGGCUGGCCGAGCAGGAUGUCAGCUCCCUGGAGCAGCUGGAGGAGAAGAGGGACCAGCUGAAGAAAGGAGAGCCAGUCAGGGCUCAACUCGACCGCCAGCCGCAGGCCUUCAGACCGUCUUCCAAUGCUACACACUUUGAUCUGCCCAUAGACUUUUAUAACCUGACACUAGAGGACCUUAAAAGAGAGCAGCAACUCAAGAGCGAGAUUGUGGAGAGGAAUGCCAUGUUACGAACAAAAGCCAUGCGUGAGAGGGAGGAGCAGAGAGAGAGAAGGAAAUACAACUAUACCCUUCUAAGAGUGCGGCUGCCAGAUGGAGUUCUUCUACAGGGUACCUUCCUGGCUCGAGAAAGGGUUGCUGCACUUUACCAGUUUGUGCGGCAGUCGCUGGUGGACGGCUGGCAGCCGUUUGAGCUGGUGGUUCCUGGUGGGCGGAAGUUGAAGGAAGAUGAGGACGUACCACUCAAUGAGUGUAAUCUGGUCCCUUCAGCUGUGGUGACUCUUUCAUGGGAUGAGGCGGUGUUGGCAGACAUUGCAGCUGCUGGAAGACAGAGAACAUCUGUACUGAAUCCAGAUCUGCUUGAAAACAUCCAGACCCUCAGCUGAAUGUAUUUUUGUCAGAGCUCUCCUGACCUUUCCUCAGAACUCAUCAGAGCAUACCCUGAAUUUCCAUCAUUAAUCAGUUAACAGUUCUGAGUGGCUUUGGAGGAGUUGCUUAUAUGGAGGACAAAAGUCCCCAAUGUCAUGCAGUGUUGCACUUUUAAUACAAUUGUUGUCGGCCAUAACAUGGGUGCAGAAGGAGGCAAGUUUUGAAACUGCAUAUUAAGCUUGUAUACAACAACGUUAUGAAACUGCAUAUUAAGCUUGUAUACAAAACUGUUAAUGGCCGAGAUGCAGGUGUUGAAUUCCUCCCGUUAACACACAAAAAAGUAGCACUUUCAAAAGGUAAUACUUCAGUCUAACACUGAAUGUUUGUUGAACACCUUAAGGUUAGCUUGACUUAGCCCCUCAGAGCAGUGAAGAUUUAUGAACCUGAACUGAACCAGCGCAAGGCUUGGGAUUUAGGACACGGCCUACUGAAGGGGUACCUUGACCUCGACCUUGAAAUAAUGGAUGCAAAUGGCAAGGCUUGUACCCAUGGUUACGAUAGCUUACCUCUGAUUGGCAUUAGCUCGACAUUUGAGCUCUACUCUGGAUGACUAUUUGAUUUACACUAAAGAAUUACUGCCUCACCAUUUGUGUUUUAAUUCUCCAUGGACAACACUGCAGUGACUACAGCUAAGCGGUUUUAAACUGAUGUAUGACCAUGAAUUAACAGGCGAUGUUAACGGUUAUAACUGAUGUAUGAGAAUGAAUUAACAGAAACUGUAAACGGUUAGAACAGAACUAGUCCAACAGCUGGUGCUUCACUUCUGUUUGUCCAGGGCCAUUGAAUUGAUUUAUUCAAAUAGGGUUAAAUAGCUCUUAAAAGCAUCAGAAAAGACAUAGAAACAAAAGCACCAUAUAAUACAUAGGAAUGCCAAGGCACAAAAUAUGUGUUUUAAUGUAGGAAAUGUUCCAAGACGUACAAAUUAAAGCGCACCGAAUGAGUUUGAAAAUUGCAACUGGAAUUCUGAAGUCAAAAGAACAUUAACCCAACUGCAGAUAUCAACCUCAGUUGUCCCUUGCUUUUAAAUAAUGCUUUAUUCAAACUCCACAAGAAUAAUCUGCAAUGAUGGACACUGCUCUUUAAAUACAAGAUUUUUUUGUUGUUGUUGUUGUUGUUGGACGGCAAUGAAGUAGCCCACCUGUAACCAUUAUUAUUAAAAUGUACAUCAGAGGUUUGGAAAUUGUACAAAACCACA
Messenger RNA from Clupea harengus (Atlantic herring), 2620 nucleotides. RefSeq names its product UBX domain protein 6 (gene ubxn6). Gene Ontology annotation, molecular function: protein binding. The record is from RefSeq and is a predicted model, not a curated record. Gene Ontology annotation, cellular component: cytoplasm. Lineage: Eukaryota; Metazoa; Chordata; Actinopteri; Clupeiformes; Clupeidae.